UGUAAGUGUAAAUACUGGAGAAGAGCCAUUCAAUAAUAUGACAACCCACUGCCUGUUCACGCGAGAUUCGGCGAGACUAUAAGUUAAGGGAACAUGGCGUCGUCUAAUUUGCUAAAGAACAAAGGCUCCCUUCAGUUUGAGGACAAAUGGGACCUGAUGCGUCCCAUCGUGCUAAAGCUCUUACGGCAAGAGUCCGUCACCAAGCAGCAGUGGUUUGACCUUUUCUCAGAUGUCCAUGCAGUGUGCCUGUGGGAUGACAAAGGCCCCGCCAAGAUCCACCAGGCCCUUAAAGAGGACAUUCUGGAUUUCAUCAAACAAGCACAAGCACGGGUGUUGAGUCACCAAGAUGACACGGCGCUGCUGAAGGCCUAUAUUGUAGAGUGGAGGAAGUUCUUCACACAGUGCGACAUCCUGCCCAAGCCUUUUUGCCAACUGGAGAUCACGCUGAUGGGAAAGCAGGGCAGCAACAAGAAGUCCAAUGUUGAGGACAGCAUCGUCCGCAAGCUGAUGCUGGACACGUGGAACGAGUCCAUCUUCUCCAACAUCAAGAACAGAUUACAAGACAGUGCAAUGAAGCUGGUCCAUGCUGAGCGGCUAGGGGAAGCCUUCGAUUCGCAGUUGGUCAUCGGAGUACGGGAGUCCUACGUAAACCUGUGCUCCAACCCCGAUGACAAGCUGCAGAUCUACAGAGACAACUUCGAAAAGGCCUACAUGGACUCGACCGAGCGCUUCUACAGAACUCAGGCGCCCGCCUAUCUGCAGCAGAACGGCGUCCAAAACUACAUGAAAUAUGCUGAUUCCAAGUUGAGGGAAGAGGAGAAACGUGCACUGCGAUACCUGGAGACGAGGCGCGACUGCAACUCUGUACAAGCACUGAUGGAGUGUUGCGUCAACGCGUUGGUGACGUCCUUCAAGGAGACCAUCUUAGCAGAGUGUCCGGGCAUGAUCAAAAGGAAUGAAACAGAUAAGUUGCAUCUGAUGUUCUCACUGAUGGACAAAGUGCCGAGCGGCAUCGAACCCAUGCUGAAGGACCUGGAGGAGCACAUCAUGAGCGCCGGCCUGGCUGACAUGGUGGCGUCCGCCGAGACCAUCACCUCCGACUCUGAGAAAUAUGUGGAGCAGCUGCUCACUCUGUUCAACCGCUUCAGUCGGCUGGUGAAGGAAGCGUUUCAGGAUGACCCGCGUUUCCUCACGGCGAGAGACAAAGCAUACAAAGCAGUCGUCAACGAUGCCACUAUUUUUAAAUUAGAGCUUCCAUUGAAACAGAAAGGUGUGGGCUUGAAAACUCAACCCGAGUCCAAGUGUCCGGAGCUGCUGGCCAACUACUGCGACAUGCUGCUGAGGAAGACCCCGCUGAGCAAGAAGCUCACAUCGGAGGAGAUCGAGGCCAAGCUCAAGGAAGUGCUGUUGGUUCUUAAGUAUGUCCAGAACAAAGACGUGUUCAUGCGCUACCACAAAGCCCACCUGACCCGCCGCCUUAUCCUGGACAUCUCAGCGGACAGCGAGAUUGAGGAGAACAUGGUGGAGUGGCUCAGGGAGGUAGGAAUGCCGGCUGACUACGUCAACAAACUGGCCAGGAUGUUCCAGGACAUUAAAGUGUCAGAGGACCUCAACCAGUCUUUCAAGGAAUUGCACAAACACAACAAGCUGGCUUUGCCAGCUGACUCCGUCAACAUUAAGAUCCUGAACGCCGGAGCGUGGUCGAGGAGCAGCGAGAAGGUGUUUGUCUCGCUGCCCACCGAGCUGGAAGAUUUGAUUCCGGAGGUGGAGGACUUCUACAAGAAGAAUCACAGCGGACGCAAGCUUCACUGGCAUCACCUCAUGUCUAACGGCAUUAUCACCUUCAAGAACGAGGUGGGUCAGUACGACCUGGAGGUGACCACCUUCCAGCUGGCCGUGCUCUUCGCCUGGAACCAGAGGCCCCGAGAGAGGAUCAGCUUCGAAAACCUCAAGCUCGCCACGGAGCUGCCAGACGCCGAACUAAGGCGUACUCUCUGGUCGCUGGUGGCGUUUCCCAAACUCAAGCGGCAGGUGUUGUCGUACGACCCGCUGGUAUCGUCACCCAAAGACUUCGCAGAGGGAACGCUAUUCUACGUCAAUCAAGAGUUUUCCCUCAUAAAAAAUUCCAAGGUUCAAAAGAGAGGGAAGAUCAACCUAAUUGGCCGGCUGCAGCUCACCACAGAGCGGAUGCGAGAGGAGGAGAACGAGGGCAUCGUCCAGCUCAGGAUACUAAGAACACAGGAGGCCAUAAUCCAGAUCAUGAAGAUGAGGAAGCGCAUCAACAACGCCCAGCUGCAGACGGAGCUGGUGGAGAUCUUAAAGAACAUGUUUUUACCACAGAAGAAGAUGAUCAAGGAGCAGAUCGAGUGGCUGAUCGAUCACAAGUACAUCAAGCGGGACGAGACCGAUAUAAACACCUUCAUCUACAUGGCAUAGCACAGCGGCGCGUGUGACGGUUUGGACUUAUUUUUUGGGGGUGGGUUUCGAUCAGGCCUGAUGGACACUAGAUUACUUCCAGGCCCCCUCCCCCAAUCCCCUUGUCCCCUAUUUAAGAA
Molecule: messenger RNA, 2555 nt
Organism: Nerophis lumbriciformis (worm pipefish)
Lineage: Eukaryota; Metazoa; Chordata; Actinopteri; Syngnathiformes; Syngnathidae
Product: cullin-5
Biological process (GO): ubiquitin-dependent protein catabolic process
Cellular component (GO): cullin-RING ubiquitin ligase complex
Molecular function (GO): ubiquitin protein ligase binding
Source: RefSeq, a predicted model, not a curated record